This is a messenger RNA of Manihot esculenta (cassava), 2544 nucleotides long. RefSeq lists its product as uncharacterized. The record is from RefSeq and is a predicted model, not a curated record. NCBI's taxonomy places the organism in Eukaryota, Viridiplantae, Streptophyta, Magnoliopsida, Malpighiales, Euphorbiaceae. The coding region runs from base 1 to 2544 and encodes 847 amino acids. The transcript has 5 exons.
AUGGGGAAGAAUUUGCAGCAAGGUGGCCCUGAAAUUAUUGGGAAGAGCAGGUCUACCCCAGGAUGCAUGUGGGGUGUGCUUCAUAUCCUCAAGUACCAUCACUGGCGUCACAUUAAGAAAAGGCUCCCACACAAGAGAGGUCCAAGUAAUAAAAAUGAAAUUGGGUAUGAAAAUCCAGGAAAUGAUAUAAACGAGUUGAAUACUGAUAAAAUUUCUGACAAUCAAAGCAAUAGAAACAGCUCUGUUGUUGAUGAGAAGACGACACAGCCUGCUCCAGCAACCAAAUCUUCUGUUAAAUCUCGGCUAAAAGCACUUUUAACAGAGGAGUUGUAUAGAAGGAAGAACAAACAACGACGAAGCGAUUCUUGCCCUUUUCAUCCGCCCACGUCGCGAAAAGACUCCAGCAAUCAAUUGCAGCUUUCAAAUGAUGAGACCUCAAAAGAAGCAAAUCCCACAGUUUUUGACGAUAGCAACUAUUGGGUUGCUAGCGAGUUGGAUCUAUUGUUGCCUGAUUCUUCUGAAGGGAAGUAUUCUGAUGAGACUGGCAAUCACUUGGAGCAUAAACAGGAUGAUGAGACUGGAAAACAGUUGAUUGAAAAUCAUCUUGUUGAAAAUUCUGAUAGUGAAAAGCAAAAUUUAGCUCAUUCAAAGGAACUUAACGUGAAUUCUUCAACCAAGCAAUCAAAGGAAGCUUUGGAUGCCCUUGACAUGAUCAAUAUGAAUAAAGACUUCUUGAUGAAAAUCUUACAAGACCCAGGUUCUCCAUUGGCUCAUCUCUUCCACAAUCAACAGGCGAUAAGCCGUAAAAAGAAAUAUUCAAAGUCUCAGUCAUUCUCUUCAGCUAGCCAUAUGAGACGUUCUGCGUCAAGAAAACACAAGCCAGUGCAAGAGGGUGUUAGCUCUGACGAUGUAAAGCCCAAUUCGAAAGAUUAUUUUCGCUCAAAAUCAAUGCCAUCAAUGGCUGCUGGGAACAGGAUGGAUAGAAUUCUGAAACUAAACCAAGCAAUUUCUGAGACUCUUGAUCCUUUAUCUUCAAGUUUAGUCCAGAAAAGAAAGAACAAGAGUUUCAAGGAUUUCAGACAUAAGAUAAGAAGCGCUAUUAGACAAAGCAAAAAUGAGAAGCAAAGGAUUACCAUGGAUGGGAUCCUUCACAAGAUUCCUCGUGGUCAUGGCAAAGAAAGUUCCAUUAGUAACGACGGUGAUCCUUCUCUUCCUUGUAACAACAAAAAUGAAUCGCGUCGUUUUCAGAGAACAUCAUCUCUUUGUGAAUCAUUACACAGGUAUUCUUGGCUGUACGAAUCUAGUUUUAACAGAGAACCGAAACAGCUUACUCUCGAGACAUCAAAAACAACAAUUAAAGAUGCUAGCUCACCCAAAAAUAAUGAUUCCAAAUCCAUGAGAAGGAUGUUUUCCUCACCCAACCUCAAAUCUCAUGUUUGUUAUAGUGAUUAUUCUUCCGAUCUCAUUUCAUUAAAUCAGAUCAAGAAUGCUGUGGAUUCAAUUAUGAGCACAACCGAUAAUGUCACUGAAAAAUCAGAAGAUUCAGAAAGUGAAGUAGAAAGUGAUGUCCAACAGAACAUAGCCAGUGAAUCAAACUCAGUAAAAGAAGAUCAGUUGGGGAUGACAGCAGAAUCUAAUAUCGACCCAAAUGCAAAGUUGGAUUUAGUUAGUGAUGUUUUGGACCAUCUAGUGACGAGGGAUGAAGAAUCUAAGGAACAGGAUACUGGAAGCCCAGAUAACUUAGCCGUGGAACUGGAAGAACCCAUUAGUCUCCUUGUGCUUGACUCCAAAUAUCAAGAGGAAACAGAAGAGCUUGCAAGCUCUUCCACUUCAGAAGAAUCGUCACUAACUCUAACGUUUCUUAUUGAAAUAAAAUAUGUAGAAGAAGAUUCAGAAAUGAUGAUAAGCCUUCCCUUUCCCGACAUUAUUGAUUCUUUGGAUGCUCAGCCAGUAGAAACAAUUCUCCAGGAUAAACCAACAGCAGAAAUUUUUGAAUUUCCAAGCAAUAAUCUAAGGUUUCGUGUGGGUGUUAAAGAGAAAGCUCAAUUUGAUUACGUGAGAGACAUACUUGAGUUAUCUGGUUUCAGUGGGAGUGAGUUGCUUGGAUCUUGGCAUUCAAAUGACAAGCCAAUGGAUCCUGGUCUGUUUGAGGAAAUGGAAGAAGGGUGCAUGGUCCUUGAUCCUGAGUGUUCAGGAAAUAUUGAAGGCAACUAUUGUCAUCAUCUGCUGUUGUUUGAUCUGAUCAACGAGGUACUGAUGGAGAUUUAUGCAAAAUCAUACACAUAUUGUCCAAGGUCUCUGUCUGCACUCUCCCAUAUCCGUCUAAUGCCAGUGGGAGGCCAUAUUCUAGAGGAGGUUUGGGCUAAUAUAAGCUGGUAUUUGAACUCAAUUCCAGAGGCUGACCUACUAUUGGAUUAUAUUGUGAGUAGAGAUUUAGCAAAGAAUGAUGGGUGGAUGAACCUUCAAUUUGAUAGUGAAUGUGUGGGGCUUGAGAUUGAGGACUUGAUUUUUGAUAAUCUUUUAGAAGAAAUCAUUUUCACUUGA